Molecule: messenger RNA, 555 nt
Organism: Ruditapes philippinarum (Manila clam)
Lineage: Eukaryota; Metazoa; Mollusca; Bivalvia; Venerida; Veneridae
Product: asialoglycoprotein receptor 1-like
Exons: 6
Coding region: 2-490 (162 amino acids)
Source: RefSeq, a predicted model, not a curated record
CAUGGCUCCACAAACACAACUUCCAAACGCAUAUUGUCCACCUGGAUGGGUAAUGAACGAUAGAUCAUGUUACCUGCUUCACACGGACAGUCCAUACACCUGGAAAGAUGCUAAUUCAUUCUGUGCAACACAACUGGCACAUCUUGUCAUCAUUGAAACUGCAGAAGAGGACAACUUUCUCAAACAACUGACACUACCGAUAAUCGAUUUGCAUCAUACACAGGCGUCUGGAUUAUGGACUGCCGGAAGUGACGAUGACACGGAAGGAAUUUGGAAAUGGAUUGAUGGUUUCAGGCAUACAGACAAACUCAUACAGGGAUAUAAAAACUGGCAUUCCGGGGAACCAGAUUCUGGUUCUGGCAAUCAUGAUGAAGACUGUAUGUGUAUAAUUGGUCGUCGAAACUUUGAAUGGCAGGAUUAUAGGUGUAGCACUCAUAUGAAUUUUAUAUGUGAAAAAUCCAUCACCUAUUCGUCUGCCUUGGUGGGAUAAUGCAUUAGCAUUGGAAUCGAAAGAAUGGUUUAAUAUGAAAAUCGAUGGAUUAAAAUUGUACAUUU